UCCACCAUCCGCCCUAUCGUACAAUUACCUAGCGUACUGUCUCUCCAGCUGUGCAACCACACUCCGACCGGGCAAUUUCGCGCAGUGUAUCACCACUUCCGCCACCGCCAUGCCACCAACCCGUUACACGAGCCGGGCUGUGGACCCCUCACCACUCGGGUCACCCCUAACCCUCCCCUUCUCCUCCGUCGUGUUACAAAACCGAUUCAUGAAAGUCGCAAUGACGGAGCGGCUGGCAACCUGGGACCCCGAUGACAUAAACGCAAGCGGGAUCCCCACGCAGCAGCUCAUAGACCUGUACGGACACUGGGGCGACGGCGGGUGGGGGACCAUCGUGACUGGCAACAUAAUCAUCGACCCCACGCAUCUCGAAGCCGCAGGGAACAUGAUCCUCGCGUCCUCCCCUCUCUCCUCUCUUAAUACCCAAACCGACCCGCGCUUCAUCGCGUACCAAAAACUCGCUGCAGCAGGAAAACGCGGCGGCUCCGUCUUCCUCGCACAAUUAAACCACCCAGGCCGGCAGACCGAGUUCGCGCUCCAAGAGAACCCAGUCUCAGCAUCAGACGUGCAACUAACGAAAGGAAUCGGGGCGUUGUACGCGUUCGGCAAGCCGCACGCAGCGAGCCUUGACGAGAUCUCUCACAUCAAGGCCGCGUUCGUGCACGCCGCGGCGUACCUAGAAAAAGCGGGGUUCGACGGGAUCCAACUACACGCCGCGCACGGGUAUCUGCUAGCGCAGUUCCUGUCGCCGACGGCGAACCUGCGGACAGAUUCCUACGGGGGCUCGUUAACGAACCGGGCGCGUCUGAUAGCUGAGAUCGCGGACGGGGUGCGCGGCGCGACGGGUCCGGAUUUUGUGCUCGCGAUUAAGAUCAACAGUGUCGAGUUCCAAGACGCGGGGUUCUCGACGGAGGAAGCGGCGCAGUUGGUGGCGCUGCUAGAGGAGCACCGAUUCGAUAUCGUCGAGCUUAGCGGCGGCACGUACGAGUCGCCCGCAUGGCACCAUAAAAGAGAGAGCACGCGCCGGCGCGAGGCUUUCUUCAUCGAGUUCGCGGAACUGGUGGCUCCACAUGUCGAGCGCGCGCGAACCUUCAUCACUGGGGGGAUCCGGACCGUAGGCGCGAUGGUAGAUGCGCUGGAGAGCGGGUUAGACGGAGUUGGCCUAGGGCGCCCAAGCGCGACGGAACCGAGGCUGCCGAUAGAAAUACUACGAAAUGGACAGAAAGGGUGUAUCAAACCCCUGGUGGGCGACACAAACGUUCUCGGAGGGGAAGAUUCUUGGGGUGUAGGUGCGUCAUUAGCUGGGGCACACAUGCUCCAGAUAAGCCUGAACCAGCAACCAAUAGACCCGUCGGAUCAGACUUCGAUAGACGGCUUCCUUAAGGGCUUCGAAAAAUGGGUUGCAGCAUUCCCGAAGAGAUCGAAGAGAGAAGUACUCGAUCAUGUUAGGAUCGAGACGGUAAAGCCGAGACCUUAUGGAGUUGUAGAAUCGUCGACAGCUUGAAUAGAGAGGCCAUAAAGCGAUUGCGCAUGCAAAAUAUUAGAUCCGAGACAGACCCCAUAACAACACUACAGAUAUCAUGAAAAAUCUUCCGUUAUAUAUGCCUAGAUACCUAGCGGUUAUAGUUGCUUUGACAAAUCCGCCAGCGAGUUUGGGGAAAGCCUUGAUUUGCGUAGCUAGGUGAAACGGGCUAUCAGGCGUUCUCAGCUCGCAGCUCGCUAGAUCAGGUAAACAGCUCUUUCUAGUCACUGCUUACUGAUUUAAAACACCUGCUGGCAUUCUUAGGUACAUAUGAUCGGCCUUCCAAGUAGUUCUCGCAGCCUAUCACCCCAAUGCGUGGCAACGCUGUGCAUUUUUUCAACUAUCAUGACGGUAUGGUGCCUUAGA
This is a messenger RNA of Annulohypoxylon maeteangense, 1888 nucleotides long. RefSeq names its product NADH oxidase. The transcript has a single exon. Gene Ontology annotation, molecular function: FMN binding; oxidoreductase activity. The record is from RefSeq and is a predicted model, not a curated record. Lineage: Eukaryota; Fungi; Ascomycota; Sordariomycetes; Xylariales; Hypoxylaceae. The coding region runs from base 110 to 1504 and encodes 464 amino acids.